Orcinus orca (killer whale) is the source of this 2950-nucleotide messenger RNA. RefSeq names its product lipoyl(octanoyl) transferase 2 (gene LIPT2). The transcript has 3 exons. Gene Ontology annotation, cellular component: mitochondrion. The record is from RefSeq and is a predicted model, not a curated record. Gene Ontology annotation, biological process: protein lipoylation. Gene Ontology annotation, molecular function: lipoyl(octanoyl) transferase activity. Lineage: Eukaryota; Metazoa; Chordata; Mammalia; Artiodactyla; Delphinidae. The coding region runs from base 16 to 600 and encodes 194 amino acids.
GCCCCGGCCCGCGCAAUGCGGCAACCGGCGGUACGGCUGCUGCGGCUGAGUCAGGUGCCGUAUGCCGAGCUGCUGGCGCUGCAGGAGCGCUGGCUGCGGCGGCUGCAGGCCGAGCCAGGGACCGAGGCGGGCGCGCUCCUGCUCUGCGAGCCCGCGGGGCCCGUGUACACCGCCGGACUGCGCGGCGGCCUGACGUCCGAGGAGGUGACGCGGCUGCGGGCCUUGGGUGCCGAUGUGCGCGACAUUGGCCGCGGUGGCCUAGCCACCUUCCACGGCCCGGGCCAGCUGCUCUGCCACCCCGUACUCGACCUGCGACCCCUUGGCCUGCGCCUGCGCGCCCACGUGGCGGCGCUGGAGGCGUGCGCCGUGCGCCUGUGCGAGCUCCAAGGCCUACCAGCUGCCCGCGCGCGGCCCCCACCCUACACCGGCGUCUGGCUGGGCGAGCGCAAGAUCUGCGCAAUCGGAGUCCGCUGUGGAAGGCACAUUACAUCUCACGGCCUGGCGCUGAACUGUUCUACGGACCUCACGUGGUUUGAGCACAUUGUGCCCUGUGGGCUGGUUGGGACAGGUGUCACUUCCCUGACUGCCUCUGAAGGGUGAGCAGGGCAGGUAUCCUGGAGGAGACAUGCCUCCAAGAACAGGUGGGUCGACAGAGCUGAGGAGGACGCAGGGCAGAAGGCCAGAUUUAGGCUGAGGCCGGACGUGUGGAAUUGGCUCAGGCCACUGCUGUGGGUUCCUGACUCUCCUUCCUUUCUGGACAGAGCCCACCUACGCUUUCCCACUGGGGCCCUUCCUCAAGGAAGGAAGCUGAGUGUACGAAAGAGGAUAGUUAACACCCUGGCUUUUCCACCUCCAGAAAGCCUCUUCUUGUUUAUGAGAAGUCUUUUCCUCAUAAAUAAACAAAUUGUCCAAGGUCUGGUGAAUGAGUGCUAAGUGUGAGGACGUGACCAACUGCAGUGACUGGCCCAGCAUCUUGUUCCUUUGGCAGGAAACCAAACAGAACCUGCUCUGACAGUGUGACCAGGUGCACCUCGCUUCAUGAAAAAAGCCUCUGACUGAAAACCUUCAUGGAAAUCAGAUAUUUGCAAUCAAAAUCUAAUUUUUUCACUAAAUUGUAAUUUACCUUACCUAUUAUCAUACCAUAUUAUAAUAACUAUAAAGUUUUAACAAACAACAACACUUUCACUCCCACCUAAAAAAACAUUCUUUUCAUUUGUGUGUUUCCAGCACUUGAUUAUGAGCAGACAUCUUUUAUUAUUCUAUUCUAUUCUGUUUUAUAAUCCUAUUAUGAAUUAUUAUGUGGAUAAAAUUAUGUAUACUAUUUUAAACCAUAGUAUUACAGAGAUUUUCCCACAUUGCUAGUCUUUAUAUUUUUAACAUUUAAUCUUGUUUUUAUUUCUUUUAAAACUUAGAUCUUUUAAAAAAAUAUAGGCAAUGCAUACACAUGGAAUAAAAUUUAAAAGGUACAAAAUGCUACCAUUGUAAUGUAAGUCUUAUUCCUAUCCCUUUCCCCUGUAAACCCAGUCCCUUUCCUGGAAGACUAAAUGAUGGUAAAUGUCUUAUUUAUAUUCUUCAUAGAUAUUUUGUAUAUAUAUAUAAGCGUACAUUCUUUUUCAUAUAGUAGCAUACUAUACACACAUCCCUUCACUUUGUAAGAUUGUUUCAGGUCAGUAUAUAAAGAACAUCCUCAUUUUUAAAAACGGCUGUGGAGUCAUCCUCAUUUUUCGAAACAGCUGUGGAGUAUUCCGUUCAGUGGAUUUACCAUGACUUAUUUAGCUAGCCCCCUAUUGAGGAUGUUUAGGUUAUUACUAAUCUUUUUCUCUUACAAAUAAGGCUGCAAUGAGGAUCCCUGUAUAAAUGUGCAUGUGUGUCUGUGUGUGUGUCUGCAUAUUGUAUCACACACGGUGAGCACAGAGUUUGCGUUUCUAGAAGUGAUUUUCUGAGUCAAAGGACAUGUGCAUUUUUAUUUUAAUAGAUAUUAUCAUAUUGCCUUUCAUAAAACAUACCGAUUUAUAUUCCCAUUGGCAAUGUACAAUGCCUGAAUUUUAAAUGUUCUAGCAUCUUAGAUUUUUCUUCAUCUUUAAAGCUUUUUAUUAUAAAAUCUUUCAAACAUACAACAAACCCCAUGAACCCCAUGUAUGCAUAACGCAGGUAAAACAAUCAACUCAUGGCCAUUCUUAGUUUAUCUAAACCAGUGCCUAUUUCCUGCCUCCUCCCUGGAUUGUUGUGAAGCAAAUCACAGGUACCAUAUUAUUUCAUGCAUAAGUAUUUCAGUAUGUAUUCCCAAAAGAUAAGGACUCUUUAAAAAAAACAUAACCACAGUAUGUCAUUAACACAUAUAAAAAAUACUUAUUCAAUAUCAACAAAUAUUCAGUUAAUAUUCAGAUUUCUUUCUUUCUCCCUCUUCCCCCGCUCCCUCCCUCCCUCCGUCCUUCCUUCCUUCCUUCCUGUAGUUGGUUUGUUCAAACCAGGAUUCAAACAAGGUCUACACACUGAAUUUGGCUCAUAUGUCUCAUAAAUGUCUCUUUUCACCUACGGUUCCCCCGCCAUCUUUUUUAUCUUUUUCUCCUGCGUUUCCUGAAGGUUAAAAAGUAGAUCCUGACAAUUGGCAUGAUUCAGGUAUGAUUUUUUUUAGCACAUCUGCUUUGUAGGUGAUGGUGUGUUCUUACAUCAAGUAACAUGUAGUAUCUGUUUUGGGGGUUUUUUUUCCUCUUUUUUUUUUGUGAUGACUAUGCCCUAGAUUCAUUAUUUUAUUAGGGGUUUGCAAGAUGUGAUACUCCGAUUCUAUCAUUCCUUCUUCACUUACCAGCUGGAAUACGUCUAUAGACCUGGCAGGCUGAGUGCAAAAGAACUCAACAUGUCCGGUAGCAUUAGUGUUAUUAGCAUUUUAUUAGAUUUUUAGUUUUGUUCAUUUUCAUUAAAAUUUGUAUUGAAUAAAUACUAUGUAAAA